AUGAAUGCGAACAUGAACUCAUAUCACAUUGAAGAGGACGAAAUGCUCAUCUCCGAGAGAAUCUACACUCUGGUCGCCAGAGUUGGAGUGGCAGGAGCCAUAGAGAUGGUGCAGGGAAUGGCAGGGAACGCAGUAACAUCUGCAGACGGCUUGGACCUUCGCAUCAUUGAGAAAGUCCUGGUGAGCAUGCUGACACAGUCGAUAUGGUCCAUUCGAAGCGACUCAGUCCCCUCAACGUACUUAACGGGCUCCCGACUACGACGGCUCGAGUCAUGGGUAUUCAUCGCGAGGUGCCAUCCCACCGACCCCGCCGCCUUCGAUGCCUGGAUCGUCUCUAUCUUUCUCCGAGAGAGCGUCGACACCACCUAUCAGCAUCCAGGGUGGAGAUACGCGCGAAAACGAGUUCCACGGCGCAUUCCACCCGGAGAUCCCGCUGCCUUCGAUGCCUGGAUCGUCUCCUUCAUAAAGCGCAACAAGGUUGACAAGACCCGCCAUCGCGACGCUGUUCGCGAUGAACAACAGAACAACAUAUUCAUAGAUACACUGUCCAGUGGCUCAUCGGGGUUGGCGACAGCGAUGACAGGUCCCGCGUACCCUCAACCUACCCUCCCAUGGUGGAUCGUUCCUCCGGGACUUCCUCGUCCGUUCCAUAUUCCGACCCCCCUCAUCGCCACCAUGGUCCCCGGAUGGCUCAAUAACGGAGAGCCUUCCGUUAUGUUCAUGUCCCGUGCGCAUAUGUCGUAG
Molecule: messenger RNA, 744 nt
Organism: Desarmillaria tabescens
Lineage: Eukaryota; Fungi; Basidiomycota; Agaricomycetes; Agaricales; Physalacriaceae
Exons: 3
Coding region: 1-744 (247 amino acids)
Source: RefSeq, a predicted model, not a curated record